Diceros bicornis minor is the source of this 7934-nucleotide messenger RNA. It is a transcript of the gene ABCA7, whose product is annotated as ATP binding cassette subfamily A member 7. Bases 1239 to 7793 code for a protein of 2184 amino acids. The record is from RefSeq and is a predicted model, not a curated record. Gene Ontology annotation, cellular component: membrane; intracellular membrane-bounded organelle. Lineage: Eukaryota; Metazoa; Chordata; Mammalia; Perissodactyla; Rhinocerotidae. Gene Ontology annotation, molecular function: ABC-type transporter activity; ATP binding; ATP hydrolysis activity. The transcript has 46 exons. Gene Ontology annotation, biological process: transmembrane transport; lipid transport.
UCAGUUUCAGGGGCGCCGCGCCCGCCCGGGGGCUCCUCUUAAAGGAGCCGCGCUCCCCGGCUGCUGUCGUGCUCAGGGAAGGCAGCAAGAGCUGAGGGCUGGAACGGUGAGAGGGUCCGGAGAGAGAGGAAAGCCUGAGACUCGAGAAUGCGGGAGUCGGGGUGGAUGGGACGGAGGCAGGUUCCCCGGGAAUUAGGGGUGCAGGCCGUGUCCAGACUCUCACCUUCACCCCUUGCAUGUGAGUGUCGGGCGGCGGCAGAACUGAUCCCUCAUUCUCACUGGGGAGACUCGGCAUGAGACUCAGCUGAGAGGGGCUGUGCCAUCAUCCACCUGCAGCCCCUCCCCUUAGAACUCCUCCCAGCCCUCUGCCCCCAUUUUACAAAUGGGGACACUGAGGCCGCUCCCCCCAGAUCCCACGUGAUGUAAAGAGAGUCCUGGGUGGGGGUCGCGGGUCCUGGGUCCUAGUUCCCGCCUCGUAUGUGACCUCUGGCAACUCCCUGCCCCUCUGGCGGCCUCAGUUUCCCCAUCUGUACAAUAAUGAAGGAGGCCGCAGCUUGACAGUUCCAAGCGAGCGACGGGAUCAGGAACCGCUGGUUCCAGGAGCCUCCAUCGCUACCCCUUCUCCUAACUCAUUUUCUGGAUCUUGUGGUUCUUCUGAGCGAUAAAUAAUACAUGAGGGGUGGGCAGAGCUGGGGGCCCCGCCUGCAGCUGGGUGACCCCGCCUGUCUCUCUGAGGGCCUGGGUUCUCCCCCUCUUCCAUCCAGACGUGUAAAAUGUUCAGCACAGUAAAUACUCGUUGGGAAAGAGCGGGGGAGAGAAGGGGAUCCUUCCCCGGACCAGAGGUGAGGCUGGGGGCCCGGACCUGGAGGCUCCCAAGUGGGGCUUAGGGCGGAGCCUGGCGAUGAAGGGGUUAAGCCGAGGUUCCGCCCCCUGAAGAAUUAGUUGAUAGCCUUUGGGACCCGACGCUGCCCUGCGGCGAGCGACAGCCCCGGCAACCAAUCAGAGGCGAUGACGGCUUCGGGCAGGGCUCCCAUUGGCUCGCUCCACCCGUCCGGGGAGAGGGGCGUCCCUUUAAAAGUGCCCACUAUCUGCCCGGCUCUAGGGAGAGGUUUCAGGAACCAUGCGCAGUGGGAUAGAGGAAUGACGUUCAGAGAGGGACAGGGAGUUGGCCGCAGCCACACAGCACGUCCUCAGCCUGACCCCUCCGUCCUGCCCCCUGUCCGCUGUCCAUUCCCACCAUGGCCUUCUGGACGCAGCUGAUGCUGUUGCUUUGGAAGAAUUUCCUUUAUCGCAGGAGACAGCCGAUCCAGCUCUUGGUGGAGUUGCUGUGGCCUCUCUUUCUCUUCUUCAUCCUGGUGGCUGUCCGCCAUUCCCACCCCCCAUUGGAGCAGCACGAAUGCCACUUCCCCAACAAGCCGCUGCCCUCGGCGGGCACCGUGCCUUGGCUCCAGGGCCUCAUCUGCAACAUGAACAAUACUUGCUUCCCGCGGCCCACCCCCGGCGAGGAGCCCGGCGUGCUCAGCAACUUCAACGACUCCCUGGUCUCCCGGCUCCUGGCAGAUGCCCGCACUGUGCUGGGGGGCCCCAGUGCCCACCGGACGCUGGCCGGCCUGGGGAAGCUGAUGCCCACGCUGAGGGCUGCACGCAGAGCAGCCCAGCCUCUGCUGAGUGACUGGCCGCAGGAAGGACUGCCCCUGGCUGCCGAGCUGUUGGGGACACUGCUUCGAGGGGAAUUCCUGGGGUCUGAGCUAGGCCAAGCCCAGGAGUCUGUGGGCAGCUUCUUGGAGGCAGCAGAGGACCUGGCCCAGGAGCUCCUGGCGCUGCCCAGCCUGGCGGAGCUGCAGAGGCUGCUGCGGAGGCUCCGAGGGACAGAUGGCCCUCUGGAGGUGGUGUCAGAAGCACUCUGCAGUGCCAGGGGGUCUAGCAUCCCUGGGGGAUUCUCCUUCAACUGGUACAAAGCCAGGGACCUGAAGGAGCUGGUGGGGCAGGAGGCGGCACCGGCCCUACCCGAGAACACCCUGAGCCCUGCCUGUGCCGAGCUGAUGGGGGCCCUGGACACCCACCCUCUGUCCCGCCUGCUCUGGAGGCGCGUGAAGCCGCUGGUCCUCGGGAAGCUGCUGUUUGCACCUGACACACCGUUCACCCAGCAGCUCAUGGCCCAGGUGAACCGGACCUUCCAGGAGCUGGCUCUGUUGAAGGACGUCCAGGAGGUGUGGGGGCUGCUGGGACCCCAGCUCUUUAGCUUCAUGAACGACAGUGCCAAUGUCGCCAUGCUGCAGAGGCUCCUGGAAAUUCAGGGCACAGGAAAGAGGCAGCCGGGACCUGGAGCCCAGAACCGGACGGAGGCCCUUCGUGCCUUUCUGGACCCUGGUGGGCGCGGCUACAGCUGGCAGGACAUGCACACUGAUGUGGGGCACCUGGUGGGCAUGCUGGGUCAUGUGAUGGAGUGCGUGACGCUGGACAAGCUGGAGGCGCUGCCCUCGGAGGGCGCCCUGGUGGUGCGGGCUCUGGAGCUGCUCGCCGAGCGCCGCUUCUGGGCGGGCGUCGUCUUCCUGGGGCCCGAGGACCCGGGGGACCCCGCGCCGCUCCCAGGCCCCGGCCACGUGCGCAUCAAGAUCCGCAUGGACAUCGACGACGUCAUGAAAACCAAUAAGAUCAGAGACAGGUUUUGGGACCCCGGCCCGGCCGCUGAUCCCCUGACGGACCUGCGCUACGUGUGGGGCGGCUUCGUGUACCUGCAGGACCUGCUGGAGCGCGCGGCCGUGCGCGUGCUCAGCGGCGCUGCGCCCCGCGCCGGCCUCUACGUGCAGCAGAUGCCCUACCCGUGCUACGUGGACGACGCGUUCCUGCGCGUGCUGAGCCGGUCUCUGCCGCUCUUCCUCACGCUGGCCUGGAUCUACUCGGUGGCGCUGACGGUGAAGGCCGUGGUGCGCGAGAAGGAGACGCGGCUGCGCUACACGAUGCGCGCCAUGGGGCUUGGCGGCGCCGUGCUGUGGCUCAGCUGGUUCCUCAGCUGCCUCGGGCCCUUCCUCUUCAGCACCGCGCUGCUCGUGCUGGUGCUCAAGCUCGGGGAUAUCCUCCCCUACAGCAACCCGGCCGUGGUCUUCCUGUUCUUGGCGGCCUUCGCCGUGGCCACGGUGGUCCAGAGCUUCUUGCUGAGCGCCUUCUUCUCCCGCGCCAACCUGGCGGCCGCCUGUGGGGGCCUCGCCUACUUCGUGCUUUAUCUGCCCUAUGUGCUGUGCGUGGCCUGGCGGGACCAGCUGCCCGUGGGUGGCCGGGUGGCCGCGAGCCUUCUGUCGCCCGUGGCCUUCGGCUUCGGCUGCGAGGGCCUGGCGCUGCUGGAGGAGCGGGGCGAGGGGGCGCAGUGGCACAACAUGGGCACCGGGCCUACGGCCGACGUCUUCAGCCUGGCCCAAGUGUCAGGGCUUCUGCUGCUCGAUGCCGUGCUCUACGGCCUCGCCACUUGGUACCUGGAGGCCGUGUGCCCAGGCCAGUACGGGAUCCCCGAACCGUGGAACUUUCCCUUUCGAAGGAGCUACUGGUUCGGACCUCGGCCCCCCAAGUGUCUCGCCCCGCCCCCCGCCCUGCAAGACCCGGAGGUGCUGGUGGAAGAGGCGCCGCCCGGCCUGAUGCCGGGGGUCUCCAUUCGGGGCUUGGAAAAGCGCUUUCCUGGCAACCCGCAGCCCGCGCUGCGCGGGCUCAGCCUCGACUUCUACCAGGGCCACAUCACCGCCUUCCUGGGCCCCAACGGGGCCGGCAAGACCACCACGCUGUCCAUCCUGAGUGGCCUCUUUCCACCCACUCGUGGCUCCGCCUGUGUCCUGGGCCAUGACGUCCGGUCCGGCAUGGCAGCCAUCCGGCCCCACCUGGGCGUCUGCCCGCAGUACAACGUGCUGUUCGACAUGCUGACCGUGGACGAGCACGUCUGGUUCUAUGGGCGGUUGAAGGGUCUGAGUGCAGCUGCCGUGGGCCCCGAGCAGGACCGUCUGGUGCAGGACACGGGUCUCGUCCCCAAGCGGCGAGCGCAGACGCGCCACCUCUCCGGUGGGAUGCAACGGAAGCUUUCAGUGGCCAUCGCCUUUGUGGGUGGCUCCACAGUGGUCAUCUUGGACGAGCCCACAGCUGGUGUGGACCCUGCUUCUCGCCGUGGUAUUUGGGAGCUGCUGCUCAAAUACCGCGAAGGUCGCACACUGGUCCUCUCCACCCAUCACCUGGACGAGGCGGAGCUCCUGGGAGACCGUGUGGCGGUGGUGGCGGGCGGCCGCCUGUGCUGCUGUGGCUCCCUGCUCUUCCUGCGUCGCCACCUGGGCUCCAGCUACUACCUGACACUGGUGAAAGGUCCCCCACCCCUGGCCACCAGCAGGAAGGGUGACGCUGACAUGGAGGACAGCGUGGAUGCCAGGCAGGAAAAGGAGCCGGGCAGCCCGGCCGGGACGGGUGCCUCCUGGGUGGCCAAGCCCCUCCCCCAGGGAGGCUGGGCUGGGAGAGGCGGGCUGGGAGCUGGGGCCGUGCAGCCUGCCACUGUCCCCCCGGGUGCGCCCCGGCUGCUGGCCCUGGUGCAGCGCUGGGCGCCUGGGGCGCGGCUGGUCGAGGAGCUGCCGCAUGAGCUGGUGCUCGCGCUGCCCUCCGAGGGCGCCCUGGACGGCAGCUUCGCCGAGCUCUUCCGCGAGCUGGACCGGCGGCUGGGGGAGCUGGGGCUGGCCGGCUACGGCAUCUCCGACACCAGCCUCGAGGAGAUCUUCCUGAAGGUGGUGGAGGACAAUGCUGGGGACACAGACCCACAGGAUGGUGGCCGCAGGCCGCCCCCGUGCACCGGCACUGCUUACCUGGACACGACCACGCGGCUCAAGAUCCAGCCGGAGGAGUCAGCCCUGGAGAAUGGGGCGCCAGCCGGGUCAGCCCCGGAGACGCAGGCCCUGCGGGGCUCCAGGCCGGACGCCGCAGGCCGUGUGCAGGGCUGGGCGCUGACCUGCCAACAGCUCCGGGCCCUGCUUCUCAAGCGCUUUCUGCUGGCCCGCCGCAGCCGCUGUGGCCUGUUCGCCCAGAUGGUGCUGCCGGCCCUCUUUGUGGGUCUGGCGCUGGCAUUCAGCCUCAUCGUGCCGCCGUUCGGACACUACCCGGCUCUGCGGCUCAGCCCCAGCAUGUACGGCGCCCAGGUGUCCUUCUUCAGCGAGGACGCCCCAGGGGACCCCGAGCGUGCGCGCCUGCUCGAGGCGCUGCUGGAGGAGGCGGGACUGCAGGACCCGUCCCCGAAGAACAGCUCUAGCGGGACGCCCGCGUGCGUGCCGCCCGCCGCCUGCCACUUCUCGGUGCCCGAGGUUCCCGCCGACGUGGCCGCGGUCUUGGCCGGCGGCAACUGGACCCCAGCGGACCCCUCCCCGGCCUGCGAGUGCAGCAGGCCCGGCGCCCGCCGCCUGCUGCCCGCCUGCCCCCCGGCGGCCGGCGGCCCCCCGGCGCCCCAGGCCCUGAGCGGCUCGGGCGAGAUGGUGCAGAACCUCACGGGCCGGAACCUGUCCGACUUCCUGGUCAAGACCUACCCGCGCCUCGUGCGCCAGGGCCUGAAGACCAAGAAGUGGGUGAACGAGGUCAGGUACGGGGGCUUCUCCCUGGGGGGCCGCGACCUGGGCCUGCCCUCGGGCCGUGAGGUGGGCCGCUCACUGGAGGAGCUGCGGGCGCUGCUGAGCCCCCAGCCCGGCGGGGCCCUCGACCACGUCCUGAACAACCUCACUGCCUGGGCUCACGGCCUGGAUGCCCAGGACAGCCUCAAGAUCUGGUUCAACAACAAGGGCUGGCACGCCAUGGUGGCCUUUGUCAACCGAGCCAACAACGCACUUCUACGUGCCCGCCUGCCCCCGGGCCCCAACCGCAGCGCCCACAGCAUCACCACACUCAACCACCCCCUGAACCUCACCAAGGAGCAGCUGUCCAAGGCUGUGCUGAUGGCCUCCUCGGUGGACGUGCUCGUCUCCAUCUGCGUGGUGUUCGCCAUGUCCUUCAUCCCAGCCAGCUUCACACUCAUCCUCAUUGAGGAGCGCGUCACUGGAGCCAAGCACCUGCAGUUCAUGGGGGGCCUGCCCCCCACCCUCUACUGGCUCAGCAACUUUCUCUGGGACAUGUGUAACUACUUGGUGGCGGCAUGCAUUGUGGUGCUCAUCUUUCUGGCCUUCCAGCAGAGGGCGUAUGUGGCCCCUGCCAACCUGCCUGCUCUCCUGCUGUUGCUAUUACUGUACGGCUGGUCCAUCACGCCGCUCAUGUACCCAGCCUCCUUCUUCUUCUCCGUGCCCAGCACGGCCUACGUGGUGCUCACCUGCAUCAACCUCUUCAUCGGCAUCAACGGCAGCAUGGCCACCUUUGUGCUGGAGCUCUUCUCCGAUCAGAAGCUGCAGGAGGUGAGCCAGAUCCUGAAACGGGUCUUCCUGAUCUUCCCCCACUUCUGCCUGGGCCGGGGGCUCAUUGACAUGGUGCGGAACCAGGCCGUGGCUGACGCCUUUGAGCGCUUGGGAGAUGGGCACUUCCAGUCACCCCUGCGCUGGGAGGUGGUCGGCAAGAACCUCUUGGCCAUGGUGGUGCAGGGGCCCCUCUUCCUCCUCUUCACGCUCCUGCUGCAGCACCGUCACCGCCUCCUGCCACGACCCAAGCUGAGGCCGCUGCCACCCCUGCGGGAGGAGGAUGAGGAUGUGGCCCAUGAGCGGGAACGGGUGGUCCGAGGGGCCACCCAAGGGGACGUGUUGGUGCUGUGGAACCUGACAAAGGUGUACCAGGGGCAGAGGACACCAGCUGUCGACCGCCUGUGCCUGGGGAUCCCGCCCGGUGAGUGUUUCGGGCUGCUGGGCGUGAACGGCGCGGGGAAAACCUCCACCUUUCGCAUGGUCACCGGGGAAAUGCUGCCCAGCGGGGGCGAGGCGGUGCUGGCAGGCCACAGCGUGGCCCGCGAACCAGCCGCCGCGCACCGCCGCAUGGGCUACUGCCCCCAGUCUGACGCCGUCUUCGAGCUGCUGACCGGCCGCGAGCACCUGGAGCUGUUCGCGCGCCUGCGCGGUGUCCCCGAGGCUCAGGUUGCCCAGACCGCGAGCCUGGGCCUGGCGCGCCUGGGGCUGCCGCAGUACGCGGACCGGCCUGCGGGCACCUACAGCGGCGGCAACAAGCGGAAGCUGGCCACAGCGGUGGCGCUGGUGGGCGACCCGCCCGUGGUCUUCCUGGACGAGCCGACCACCGGCAUGGACCCCAGCACGCGGCGCUUCCUCUGGAACAGCAUCCUGGCUGUGGUGCGGGAGGGCCGCUCCGUGGUGCUCACCUCGCACAGCAUGGAGGAGUGCGAGGCGCUCUGCACGCGCCUGGCCAUCAUGGUGAACGGGCGGUUCCGCUGCCUGGGCAGCGCGCAGCACCUCAAGGGCAGAUUCGGGGCCGGCUACACGCUGACCCUACGGGUGCCCGCGGCGCGGUCCGAGCCGGCAGUGGCCUUCGUGGCGGCGGCGUUCCCGGGGGCCGAGCUGCGCGAGGCGCAUGGCGGGCGCCUUCGCUUCCAGCUGCCGCCGGGAGGGCGCUGCGCCCUGUGGCGCGUCUUUGGCGAGCUGGCGGCGCACGGCGCGGAGCAGGGCGUGGAGGACUUCUCUGUGAGCCAGACCACGCUGGAGGAGGUAUUCCUGUACUUCUCCAAGGACCAGGGGAAGGAGGAAGACGAGGAGGAGGAGCAGGAGGCAGGAGAGGGGGCGGACUCUGUGCCGGGCCCGCAGCGGCCCAAACUCAUCACCCGAUUCCUCGACGACCCCAGCACGGCCGGGGCAGUGCUCUGAGCCCACCUUCUAUGUGGGGCUGGUGGGAGGCCCUGAGAGCGACACAGGCCGAGCAGAGGGGCUGGGGCGGGACCCAGAGGCUCCGAGAGGGGCCGCCGCCCUGGAGGAAAUAAUAAAGAGGAGCUGUGGUGUGCAACUGUG